GAUUCUCACCUGUGCAAGUUACAACAUAAAUGACAUAAUACUAUAUAAUCCACCAGAGUACAUCGAUUCCAGAUCUUUGGUUUAUCUGUUAACUAAGCGAGGAUAAAAUAAUGACGAGUAAACGUAAAGCGAAAGAGAUUGAUGGCCUCCGAACUCUCAUUGAGAUUGACGAUGACGGUGAAUACCUUCUGGUAGUCGACUUAGACCGCAACCAACUUCGUCAAGAGAUUCAGAAUUUUAACAGCUCGAGUGAGAUGAAUGCCUCGAGCUUUAAGCGACCUAUCGGUGUCAGUGGUAAAAGUUAUCAUUUCAUGCCGCCAGUCUUACCAUCACACUCUUUACUACCACAUUCCCUUCCAUCGCCAUCAAAUCCCACCUCGCGAUCAUCACCACCAACUGCCAUGCACUCACCUCCUGCGAAGAAGAAGAGACGACCAUAUGAUGUCUCGAGUGUCAAGCUCGAAGGAGAAUACAUAUAAUCAGGGCGUUCUUCCGAAACGUAUCAUCCAACGAAUCUGUGUUCUGUGGUGAAUUUACAAAAACAUUUCCGGAUGGCAGAGGAGUUCUUACAAAAACUCUUCAUAAUUUCGUGAAGCAGAAAAAUCCACA
Botrytis cinerea B05.10 is the source of this 609-nucleotide messenger RNA. RefSeq lists its product as hypothetical. The record is from RefSeq and is a predicted model, not a curated record. The coding region runs from base 111 to 479 and encodes 122 amino acids. Lineage: Eukaryota; Fungi; Ascomycota; Leotiomycetes; Helotiales; Sclerotiniaceae. The transcript has 2 exons.